This is a messenger RNA of Lactuca virosa, 318 nucleotides long. Lineage: Eukaryota; Viridiplantae; Streptophyta; Magnoliopsida; Asterales; Asteraceae. The record is from the annotation of a GenBank genome assembly.
AUGAAGAUGGCUUUAGCAGACCAAGCAUUUGCAGAAGAUGCUAGGCAACAAGCAAAGAAACAAAUUGAAAUGGCAGAGAUGGAGUUUGAGAAUGCGAAGAGGAUCAGGCAACAAGCUCAGGUUGAGUUAGAGAGGGCUAAGAUUCUUCGAGAACAAGCCACCAGGAAGAUUAGUUCCACCAUGUUAGAGAUCACUUGUUAUUCUUGUAGGCAACGAUUUGAAGCUUCUAGUAAUAAUGUUGGAGCAACUACAGCUGAUGAGACCUCCAUCGCCCCAAGUUACAUGUCGUCAGCUGUAACAGAAGGUGAAGGAGAUUAA